AUGGCGAAACGCAGCACUUUAUUUUGUUCCUAUCGACACCAAGUGUUACGAAAUUGGCAAUCUACCGAAGCUGUUUUAACCAAAGAAAAUUUUGUAUAUCCUAUUCUUGUCCAUGACAAACCCGAUGUUGAAGAACCAUUAGAAGCUCUUCCUGCUUUAACACGUUAUGGUUGUAAUCGCCUAGAAGCUCAUGUAGGACCCUUAGUUGAUAAAGGUUUAACAUCAGUGUUAAUCUUCGGCGUUUUACAAAACCUAUCCAAGGAUGUUCGUGGUUCAAAUGCUGACUCGGAAAAUGCCCCAGCAAUGCAAGCUAUUCGUAAACUACGAAGUGCCUUUCCUAAUAUUCUCAUCAUUGCGGACGUUUGCAUUUGUAGUUAUACAAGUACUGGACAUUGUGGUAUUUGCUGUGACAAUGGCGAUAUCGACAUAGAUGCUUCAGUAAAAAGACUUGCUGAAAUUUCUGUUAAUUUUGCGAAAGCAGGUUGCGAUGUCAUUGCUCCAUCUUCCAUGAUGGAUGGAAGAGUUGCUGCAAUUAAAUCAGCUUUGAAGGAGAACGGUUUUGGCAACAAGAUUCCUGUCCUUAGCUACUCCGCAAAAUUUAGAUCAUUCUUUUAUGGCCCCUUCCUGGAGGCAACUAAGAGUUGCUUACCAAAGCAGGACAAGAAAAUGUAUCACUUACCACCAGCUUCAAGUGGGAUAGCACAUCGUGCCUUGAAACGAGAUAUAGAUGAAGGGGCAGAUAUGCUCAUGGUGAAACCUAGCUUUGCCUACACAGAUAUUCUACGCGAUGCCAAAACAAUGUUUCCGGAUAUACCGCUAGCUGUGUAUCAGGUCUCAGGUGAAUACGCGAUGCUAUUAAAAGGUGCUGAAGAAGGCCUUUACAAUUUAGAUGAUGGCGUUUUAGAAGUUAUGACAGGCUUACGAAGAGCAGGUGCCGAUAUUAUCAUUACCUAUUUUGCUCCGUAUGUAUUGGAUUGGCUUAGCGUCAAGAAAUAA
This is a messenger RNA of Trichoplax adhaerens, 996 nucleotides long. RefSeq lists its product as uncharacterized. Gene Ontology annotation, cellular component: cytosol. The transcript is spliced from 12 exons. Gene Ontology annotation, molecular function: porphobilinogen synthase activity; zinc ion binding. The record is from RefSeq and is a predicted model, not a curated record. Lineage: Eukaryota; Metazoa; Placozoa; Uniplacotomia; Trichoplacea; Trichoplacidae. Gene Ontology annotation, biological process: heme biosynthetic process. The coding region runs from base 1 to 996 and encodes 331 amino acids.